Messenger RNA from Neomonachus schauinslandi (Hawaiian monk seal), 1692 nucleotides. It is a transcript of the gene SMYD1, whose product is annotated as SET and MYND domain containing 1. The coding region runs from base 1 to 1473 and encodes 490 amino acids. Gene Ontology annotation, cellular component: nucleus. The record is from RefSeq and is a predicted model, not a curated record. Gene Ontology annotation, molecular function: protein binding; histone H3K4 methyltransferase activity. The transcript has 10 exons. Lineage: Eukaryota; Metazoa; Chordata; Mammalia; Carnivora; Phocidae.
AUGACAGUAGGGAGAAUGGAGAACGUGGAGGUCUUCACUUCUGAGGGCAAGGGCAGGGGUCUGAAGGCCACUAAGGAGUUCUGGGCUUCGGAUGUCAUUUUUGCCGAGCGGGCUUAUUCUGCAGUGGUUUUUGACAGCCUGGUUAACUUUGUGUGCCAUACCUGCUUCAAGAGGCAGGAGAAGCUCCAUCGCUGUGGACAGUGCAAGUUUGCCCACUACUGUGACCGCACCUGCCAGAAGGAUGCUUGGCUGAACCACAAGAAUGAGUGUUCAGCCAUCAAGAGAUAUGGAAAGGUGCCCAAUGAGAACAUCAGGCUGGCUGCCCGCAUCAUGUGGCGGGUAGAGAGAGAGGGCACCGGGCUCACAGAGGGCUGCCUGGUCGCUGUGGAUGACCUGCAGAACCACGUGGAGCACUUUGGGGAGGAGGAGCAAAAGGAGCUGCGGGUGGACAUGGACACUUUCUUGCAGUACUGGCCGCCCCAGAGCCAGCAGUUCAGCAUGCAGUACAUCUCGCACAUCUUCGGCGUGAUUAGCUGCAAUGGCUUCACGCUCAGUGACCAGAGAGGCCUGCAGGCAGUGGGCGUGGGCAUCUUCCCCAACCUGGGCUUGGUGAACCACGACUGUUGGCCCAACUGCACCGUCAUAUUUAACAAUGGCAAUCAUGAGGCAGUGAAAUCCAUGUUUCAUACCCAGAUGAGGAUUGAGCUCCGGGCCCUGGGUAAGAUCUCAGAAGGAGAGGAGCUGACAGUGUCCUAUAUCGACUUCCUUAAUGUCAGCGAAGAGCGCAAGAAGCAGCUGAAGAAGCAGUACUACUUUGACUGCACAUGUGAGCACUGCCAAAAAAAGCUAAAGGAUGACCUGUUUCUGGGGGUCAAAGAUGACCCAAAGCCAUCUCAGGAGGUGGUAAAGGAGAUGAUACAAUUCUCCAAGGAUACACUGGAAAAAAUUGACAGGGCUCGCUCUGAGGGUCUGUACCAUGAGGUUGUGAAAUUAUGCCGGGGGUGCCUGCAGAAGCAGGAGCCAGUGUUUGCCGACACCAACCUCUACACGCUGCGGAUGCUGAGCACUGUUUCCGAGGUCCUCUCCUACCUCCAGGCCUUUGAGGAGGCCUCGUACUACGCCAGGAGGAUGGUGGAUGGCUAUAUGAAGCUCUACCACCCCAACAAUGCCCAACUGGGCAUGGCCGUGAUGCGGGCAGGCCUGACCAACUGGCAUGCUGGUAACAUUGAGGUGGGGCACGGGAUGAUCUGCAAAGCCUAUGCCAUUCUCUUGGUGACACACGGACCCUCCCACCCAAUCACCAAGGACUUAGAGGCCAUGCGGGUGCAAACGGAGAUGGAGCUGCGCAUGUUCCGCCAGAACGAGUUCAUGUACCACAAGAUGCGCGAGGCCGCCCUCAGCAACCAGCCCAUGCAGGUCAUGGCCGAGCCCAGCAAUGAGCCAGCCCCGGCUCUGUUCCAUAAGAAGCAAUGAGGACCUGUCUGGUGGGGGAGGGGCACCGUGGCUGGGGAACUGGGGAGACAUUCUGGAGGUAGUGGGUUUCUGGGAAGACCCUUGAUGAGGAAGGCAGAAUAAUGUUCACUCUUGUUGCUCUGGGAAUGUACUGUUCUGUAUUCCUCAGUUCAUUUUGGUUCAAUUAAAAUUAGUUCAAUUCCCAAUUGAACUCUAUCCCAGCCCAGGCUAGCUCAUCUU